Molecule: messenger RNA, 1984 nt
Organism: Callithrix jacchus (white-tufted-ear marmoset)
Lineage: Eukaryota; Metazoa; Chordata; Mammalia; Primates; Cebidae
Gene: DIO3
Product: iodothyronine deiodinase 3
Biological process (GO): thyroid hormone metabolic process
Molecular function (GO): thyroxine 5'-deiodinase activity
Source: RefSeq, a predicted model, not a curated record
GCCGAAGCCCAGAUGCCUCGCCAGGCCGCGUCGCGGUUGGUGGUCGGAGAGGGCGAGGGGUCCCGGGGGGCUUCGGGGCCUGCAGCCACCAUGCUCCGCUCCCUGCUGCUUCACUCCUUGAGGCUCUGCGCCCAGACCGCCUCGUGCCUCGUGCUCUUCCCGCGCUUCCUCGGCACGGCCUUCAUGCUCUGGCUCCUCGAUUUCUUGUGUAUCCGCAAGCAUUUCCUGGGCCGCCGCCGCCGGGGGCAGCCCGAGCCAGAUGUGGAGCUCAAUAGUGAAGGCGAAGAGGUGCCCCCCGACGACCCGCCCAUCUGCGUGUCCGACGACAACCGCCUCUGCACCCUGGCGUCGCUCAAGGCAGUGUGGCAUGGCCAGAAGUUGGAUUUCUUCAAGCAGGCGCACGAGGGCGGUCCGGCGCCCAACUCCGAGGUGGUUCUGCCUGACGGCUUCCAGAGCCGGCGCAUCCUCGACUACGCGCAAGGGAACCGCCCGCUGGUUCUCAAUUUCGGCAGCUGCACCUGACCACCAUUCAUGGCGCGUAUGAGCGCCUUCCAGCGCCUCGUCACCAAGUACCAGCGCGACGUCGACUUCCUCAUCAUCUACAUCGAGGAAGCACACCCCUCCGAUGGCUGGGUCACCACGGACUCCCCCUACAUCAUCCCGCAGCACCGGAGCCUGGAGGACCGGGUCAGCGCAGCGAAGGUACUGCAGCAAGGUGCACCCGGCUGCGCUCUGGUCCUUGACACCAUGGCCAACUCCAGCAGCUCGGCUUAUGGCGCAUACUUCGAGCGUCUCUAUGUCAUCCAGAGUGGCACCAUUAUGUACCAGGGCGGCCGGGGCCCCGAUGGCUACCAGGUGUCUGAGCUGCGUACUUGGUUGGAGCGCUAUGAUGAGCAGCUGCAUGGUGCUCGGCCCCGGAGGGUGUAAACAUCCAACGCACAAUUGACUGAACUUGCUGGGCUGUGCCUUCCAGCCUUCGAGCCUUCGAAGCCCACGUGCAAGCGCCUCAAACCAAGUCACGCUUGGCGAGGCCCCAGUGACACAGAUGUGCUGAGCCACCAUUCCAGACUGAGUCUGCGCCCUCAGCCACCUAAACAGUCUCCCCUACCUCGCUGAGACUCUGCUUUUGAACUGUCUCAUUCACACCUGCCUGGCUCACUGGAAAUCCUCUUCUGAGCGCGGGAUACGGCUUUCCCUUGUCCAUGUGCCCCUAGAGGAUUUGCCUUUACAACAGCACUUUCUUAUGCCCGCUCCCCAGCGUGCGCUCAACCAAGUGCUCUGGCCCAGUGCGUGCCGCAGCGCACAGAGAAGACCUUGGCCACGCCCGCGCGCCCUGAGGCACUGAGCGCAGCUGGGUUCCAGGAGGCUUUCGGCUCAGCUGAGCUAGUUGCCUGGCACCCACCUGUCGCGAGUGGAGAGGGGUUCCCUGUUGCUUUUGUGUUAUUUCCUAUCUCUGGUGGGGGAAGGGAGUCGGGGAUGGGGAGGGGUGGGCAGGGCAGUUUCCCCCACUUGUUUUGGGUGCACAGGGGCCCUAUUGCUGAUGAUGAACUGUCUCUAACUGGUCUUGACCACGAGCUAGUUCUGAAUUGCAGGGGCCUCAAAGCAGCGCCUGAACCUUGAGGGGGAGAGUGCUCUGGGUUUCCGUGGGGAAACCACCUUAAAUGGGUGGGGGGAGGUUUGGUUGUCUGCUUUGGGACCAGAGGAAGAUUGCUUGAGAGGCAUUGGCGAGGUUCGCAGCGCCCCAGGGAGAGAGAAAAGGCUGAGAGUCCUGGGGAAUGGGGUUGGGGUGACGGAGUCCGGGGGGAGAGAGGUGGGGGAGGACCUUGGUCCCCAGGUGAGGGGCACCCUAGGCAGAGCUGCUGAUUGUGGGGCUGAGAGGUGGAGGGCCCCUGAUUCGAAGGCCAUUUGGUGAGUGUUUUGCUGCAAACAGUUCCUGUAUAUAAACUUUCAAUCUACAAUAAUAAAACCUUGAAGUAAACGGCUU